CGGCAUUUCUUUGUCCCUCCCCUCAUUCCCAACAUCUGUACCCCUGAGCGCGUAUCCUCCAAGCUAUAGCCUGAGGCUGAGACCCCCGGUGCGGGGGGGCACAAGGGCUGUCCACUGUCCUCGGAGUCUAGGUCACAUUAGCAGACUUCAGCAUGACAGAGAGAGCCUGGUGCUGCUCCCUAGAAAUAGUGCGGAAGAGGCUUCCCAUCCUGGGAUGGCUUCCCCACUAUUCCCUGAAGUGGCUGCAGCUAGACAGCAUCGCCGGGUUCACUGUGGGGCUGACUGUUGUGCCCCAGGCUCUGGCCUACGCUGAGGUGGCCGGGCUGCCUGUACAGUAUGGCCUCUACUCCUCCUUCAUGGGAUGUUUUGUGUAUUGUUUCCUGGGCACCUCUCGGGAUGUGACCUUGGGCCCCACAGCCAUCAUGUCCUUGCUGGUUUCCUUCUAUGCCUUACACCAGCCUGCCUAUGCCGUGCUCCUAACUUUCCUCUCUGGCUGUAUCCAGUUAGCCAUGGGGAUCCUGCACUUGGGGUUCCUGUUGGACUUCAUUUCCUACCCUGUUAUUAAAGGCUUCACAUCUGCUGCUUCAAUCACUAUUGGGUUUGGCCAGAUCAAGAACCUCCUGGGUCUGCAUGACAUCCCUCAGCAGUUUUUCCUUCAGUUGUAUUAUACCUUCCGCAAGAUUGGGCAGACCAGGGUAGGAGAUACUGUCUUAGGGCUGGUUUGCAUGGUACUCCUCCUGCUGCUGAAGGUGAUGAGGGACCAAGUGCCACCCCUCCACCAGCACAUGCCACCUUGUGUCCGGCUCAGCCACCUGCUAGUCUGGGCCAUUGCAACAGCCCGAAAUGCUUUAGUGAUACUAUUUGCUGGCCUGAUUGCCUACUCCUUCCAGGUGAUGGGAUCUCAGCCAUUUCUUCUAACUGGGAAAACUGCAGAAGGUCUCCCUCCUUUCCAGCUUCCUCCCUUCUCUGUGACUACCCCCAAUGGGACUGUGUCCUUUAACCAAAUGGUACAGGAUAUGGGUGUUGGGCUGGCUGUGGUGCCCCUAAUGGCCCUGUUGGAAAGCAUCACUAUUGCCAAAACCUUUGCAUCUCAAAACAAUUACCACAUUGACUCCAACCAAGAGCUAUUGGCCAUUGGUCUCACCAAUUUACUGGGCUCCUUUGUCUCUUCCUACCCUGUCACAGGCAGCUUUGGACGGACAGCAGUGAAUGCCCAGACAGGAGUAUGUACUCCAGCAGGAGGACUGGUGACAGGACUCCUAGUAAUGUUAUCUCUCGCCUACUUGACUCCACUUUUCUAUUAUAUUCCCAAGGCUGCUCUGGCGGCUGUCAUCAUCACAGCUGUUGCCCCCCUCUUUGAUGCCAAAAUUUUAUGGACAGUCUGGCGUGUGAAAAGGCUGGAUUUGGUGCCAAUGUGUAUAACUUUCUUGCUCUGUUUUUGGGAAGUGCAGUAUGGCAUCCUGGCUGGGAUCCUGGUGUCUGGAAUACUGCUACUUUACCAUGUGGCCAGACCCCAGAUUCAGGUAACAGAAGGCCCGCUGCUUAUCCUGCGACCCAUUAGUGGCCUUCACUUUCCAGCAGUUGAAGCUCUUCGGGAGACUGUAUAUCGCCAGGCUCUCUCAGCAUCACCCCCACGUUGCACCAUCUUGGACUGUACCCAUGUUAGCAACAUUGAUUAUACAGUGGUGACAGGACUUGGGGAAUUGCUAGCAGAGUUUCGAAAUCAUGGGGCCUCCUUGGUUUUUGCCAAGUUGCAGACUCCUGUUCUUUCUGACCUUCUGUCGGCUAACCUGAAUGGAUUCCAGCAUUUCUCCACCCUUGAAGAAGCAGAGAAAUACCUGAGUGAAGACUGAAGUUUCUAGCCCUAUAACGUCAAUGAAGACUCUACCGGAACCCAUGAUUGUCCCACUCAUGCCCACCAGUUGGUCUUGUUCUAUGGCAAGGGAUGGUGAAAAGGUCUCUCCAUCAGCAUAAGCCAUGGAUCCUAUCACCAUGGACUUUUCUUGUGAAGCAUCUUUUGCACUGGUGUGCUCAAGGAAAACUCCAGUGGGUGACACUAUAGAGAAAUGAUGGGGAGGAAAACCUAUUCAUCUUAAACUGGGCUCGGGCCUUUAGGGAGCAACAGUUGGAGUAUCUGACUAGGAUGAGUGAUGAUUUCUAGCAUUCCCAGAGAAUUCCUCUUCUAAUUGAAAAUGGUUCCUGCUCCUCCUUUCACCUCCGUGCCCCACUCCUUCUACCACUCAUCCAUCUUUAGACUUGCCUGCUCCAACCAGUAAGAGAGCUUCCCAUCAAGUUACAAGCAAUACAAGGGAAGGGUAAAUGGAAAGACGAUCUUUGCCCUCAGAGUUGAGUCAUGUAGAUAUAAAUAGAACCCUUAACCUGGGGCUUUGGUUGGAUUUUGGAUUUUGGAAGCACUGGAGUGAAGGGAAUGAGGGAAUGGGCAUGGAAGUGAAGGCAGGAGGAAAUUCUAUCAGGGAUGAUUCCCUGGGUAUAUUCUAGCAUUAGAGGAGGACAAUAACUCUCCUUGAAUUUUCCUGAUCAUUGGAUAAUAGAAUCUGAACUGUUAAGGACUUAAGCAAUGUCUGGUCCAGCCCUCUCACUUUAUAGGCAAGGAAAGUGAGGACCAGAAAAGUUAAGUGAGUGACCCACCCAUAUGACUAUACAAAGUAAAUACAAGAGCUGGAAUUUGAACCCAAG
Molecule: messenger RNA, 2697 nt
Organism: Dromiciops gliroides (monito del monte)
Lineage: Eukaryota; Metazoa; Chordata; Mammalia; Microbiotheria; Microbiotheriidae
Gene: SLC26A11
Product: solute carrier family 26 member 11
Exons: 17
Coding region: 153-1853 (566 amino acids)
Biological process (GO): transmembrane transport
Cellular component (GO): membrane
Molecular function (GO): secondary active sulfate transmembrane transporter activity
Source: RefSeq, a predicted model, not a curated record